Messenger RNA from Corylus avellana, 2105 nucleotides. Its product is annotated as ketol-acid reductoisomerase, chloroplastic. The record is from RefSeq and is a predicted model, not a curated record. Gene Ontology annotation, biological process: L-valine biosynthetic process. Lineage: Eukaryota; Viridiplantae; Streptophyta; Magnoliopsida; Fagales; Betulaceae. Gene Ontology annotation, cellular component: mitochondrion; chloroplast. Gene Ontology annotation, molecular function: ketol-acid reductoisomerase activity.
UGUUGUCUCUCUCUCAUUUCCUGUCACUCUGACUGCGCCUCUCUUUUCUUAGCUCACAGAUGGCGGCUUCCACAUUUUCCCCGGCCCUCUCCGCGCCGUCAUCGUCAAUAUCCAAAAUCCUGAAGCCCGUCCCGAAACCCUUCAGUCUGGGCUUCGCGACGUCGGUUUCAAAGGGCCUGAAGGCUCUCAGAGCUACCACCCCUGGCUCUGUCGGCGGUUCCGCUCUCGGAGCCAAAAUGGUGUCGAUGCCGGCGAUCAAGCCCCUCACUUCGCUCGACUUCGAUACCAAAUUCUUCAAGAAGGAGAAGGUUAACCUCGCCGGACACGACGAGUAUAUUGUGAAAGGAGGGAGGGAUUUGUUCCCUUUGCUGCCGGAUGCGUUCAAGGGGAUUAAGCAGAUUGGUGUUAUUGGCUGGGGUUCCCAGGGACCUGCUCAAGCUCAGAAUUUAAGGGAUUCUCUUGCUGAAGUGAAAUCUGAUAUUGUGGUGAAGAUUGGGCUCAGGAAGGGCUCCCGUUCUUUUGCUGAAGCUCGUGCAGCUGGUUUUACUGAAGAGAAUGGCACUCUAGGUGAUAUAUGGGAAACUGUCUCAGGCAGUGAUCUUGUUUUGCUACUGAUUUCUGAUUCUGCACAGGCUGAUAAUUAUGAGAAAAUAUUCUCCCACAUGAAGCCAAAGAGCAUACUUGGGCUUUCCCAUGGGUUUCUUCUUGGCCAUUUGCAGUCAAUGGGACUUGAUUUCCCCAAGGACAUCAGUGUGAUUGCGGUGUGUCCAAAAGGAAUGGGUCCCUCCGUGAGGAGACUUUAUGUCCAAGGCAAAGAGAUAAAUGGAGCAGGAAUUAAUUCCAGUUUUGCAGUCCACCAGGAUGUUGAUGGUAGAGCCACAGAUGUUGCCCUAGGAUGGUCAGUUGCUCUUGGUUCUCCUUUCACAUUUGCCACUACAUUAGAGCAGGAAUAUAAGAGUGACAUCUUUGGGGAGCGUGGCAUUUUACUUGGUGCUGUUCAUGGAAUUGUUGAGGCCUUGUUUAGAAGGUACACAGAAAAUGGAAUGAGUGAAGAUCUGGCUUACAAGAACACUGUUGAGUGCAUCACAGGAAUAAUAUCAAAGACUAUCUCAACCAAGGGCAUGUUGGCUGUAUACAACUCCUUGUCUGAAGAGGACAAAAGGGUAUUUCAGACUGCAUAUAGUGCCUCAUAUUAUCCCUGCAUGGACAUCCUGUAUGAAUGCUAUGAAGAUGUGGCCAGUGGUAGUGAGAUCCGCAGUGUUGUCUUGGCUGGGCGUCGCUUUUAUGAAAAGGAUGGUCUACCAGCUUUCCCAAUGGGUAAAAUUGAUCAGACCCGGAUGUGGAAAGUUGGUGAACGUGUCCGAUCAACACGGCCGGCAGGAGACCUAGGCCCGUUGUAUCCUUUCACUGCUGGUGUUUAUGUGGCAUUAAUGAUGGCACAGAUUGAGAUACUAAGGAAGAAAGGGCACUCAUACUCUGAGAUCAUUAAUGAAAGUGUGAUUGAAUCAGUUGAUUCCUUGAAUCCCUUUAUGCACGCUCGUGGAGUUUCUUUCAUGGUUGAUAAUUGUUCGACAACAGCACGAUUGGGAUCGAGGAAAUGGGCGCCACGCUUUGAUUACAUCCUCACUCAGCAGGCCCUAGUUGCAGUGGACAAGGGUGCACCCAUCAACCAGGAUCUCAUCAGUAACUUCCAGUCGGAUCCCGUGCACGGAGCCAUUGAAGCAUGUGCCCAACUGAGACCAACCGUGGACAUUUCAGUGCCCCCAGAUGCAGACUUCGUGAGGCCCGAGUUGCGCCAGUCUAGCAAUUAAGGCCCGGCUACCUCCAAAUGGCAUGUAAAAUCCCUUUUAAGGAUGUUCGAGGGUGAGGACUUAAAUUUAGGAGUAGCUGUAGUCCUUUUUAUCAUUGUAGUCCGCUUGGCUGAGUUAUGUCUAUUGAGUGAAUAAGACGGGGGGCAAUGCAUGUUCUAGUAAUUUUGGUGUGACGAAAUUAUUGUGGGUAAUGUUGUUGGACUUGCUUGUUUGCAUUUUGUAAGGCUGUAUGAAAAAUGGAUCGGUUAUGAUCUAACUAUUAUAAUGACCUAAAACAACGUUUGGAUUUGUUUA